This is a messenger RNA of Suillus discolor, 966 nucleotides long. RefSeq lists its product as uncharacterized. Lineage: Eukaryota; Fungi; Basidiomycota; Agaricomycetes; Boletales; Suillaceae. The record is from RefSeq and is a predicted model, not a curated record. Gene Ontology annotation, biological process: maturation of LSU-rRNA from tricistronic rRNA transcript (SSU-rRNA, 5.8S rRNA, LSU-rRNA). The coding region runs from base 35 to 841 and encodes 268 amino acids. Gene Ontology annotation, cellular component: nucleolus. The transcript is spliced from 5 exons. Gene Ontology annotation, molecular function: RNA binding.
CCGGCACUUGAACUAUACUCGAAAAAUCAUCGACAUGGCCCCAAAAUCGUCGCUCAAGUCGGCUUCAAAAUCGUCGAUUUCAAAUCCUGGAAAACGAACAUCGUUUUCUGCUGAUCUAAUUUCCAAGCCGAAGCCAAUACCGAAACCUGCGAAGGAGCCUGAAGUUAUUUCAGAAAAAAGUGAAGACUCGGAUGCCGAGGACGAUGAACAUCUUUAUGGUUUCUCAACAGACGAGGAUGAUUCAUCCGACGAUGAUGCAGUGGCUGACGAAGAGGUUGAUAUCGGGCGACUACCUACUGUCGCCAAGGAUGAUGCAACAGUAAAGAGGAAACUUGAGAAAGCGAAACGGCAUCCAACUCAAGACCGGGGUGUGAUAUACAUGGGUUGCCUACCACAUGGGUUCUACGAAGAUCAGUUGAAAGGAUAUCUCUCUCAAUUCGGGGAUGUAACAAGAUUGCGUAUCUCACGGAACAAAAAGACUGGCAGAUCAAAACACUACGGUUUUGUCGAGUUCGACUCGGCGUCCGUCGCGCAAAUUGUCGCAGAGACAAUGGAUAACUAUUUGUUGAUGGGCCAUAUACUUAAGUGCAAGAUAAUACCCAAGGAGAAGGUGCACCCCGAGUUGUGGGUAGGUGCAAAUAAAAAGUGGAAGGCCAUCCCAAGAGAUCAGAAUGUGCGGAAAGAACAUAACAAGCCACGAACCCAAGAAAGCAUGCGAAAAUCCGAGAAGCGUCUGAUUCAAAGGGAAAACGAGAGGAAGCGAAAGCUGGCCGAAGUUGGCAUUAAAUAUGAUUUCGACGCUGUCAGCUAUAAAAAGAAGCUGAAAACAGUGGCGUCAUAAUCUAAAUUGACAUGUACCUCGGUGUUUCAUCUAGCUAGGAAAUAUCAUGUCUUCUUAUAGCUCUUGCAGUGCUUGGAAACUUCCUCAUUUCAACUCGCGGAUACUCCUCUCGAUUGUCGAUUAAU